Dreissena polymorpha is the source of this 1729-nucleotide messenger RNA. Its product is annotated as mediator of RNA polymerase II transcription subunit 28-like. Gene Ontology annotation, cellular component: mediator complex. Lineage: Eukaryota; Metazoa; Mollusca; Bivalvia; Myida; Dreissenidae. The record is from RefSeq and is a predicted model, not a curated record. The transcript has 6 exons. The coding region runs from base 79 to 885 and encodes 268 amino acids.
CAAUUAAUCAAGCAGCCAUCAACACCGGUAAACCACCAUUUGAACAAUAGCCACCUCAAAGUGCACACGACUUUCAAAAUGGCAGCGCCCAUGGACAACUCGAAUUACCUGCCGAAUUCAACGCUCAUUGAUGACUUAGAAUCAUCAUUCCUGAACUGCAUAACAUUGAUGACCAGCCAGGAGCCAUUCAAUGUCCAAGAUGCAGAGGAAACAAAAACAAGUGUUGAAAAUGCCAUGCAGAAGUUCUUGGAGUUAUCUAGACAGACCGAGGCAUUCUUCCUGAGGAAAAGAAUGCUGAUCAGUUUUCAAAAACCAGAGGAUCUUGUUAAAGAUGAGAUCAAUGACCUCAAGACAGAGUUAGCCCGUAAGGAGCAGCUUCUUGACAAACAUGCUGAAAAGUUGAAGCGCUGUCAGGUGUUGAUAAAGGACCGGGAGGGUGGCCCUCCUCUGCCCCCUCAGACGAUCCCUCAGCAGCAAGGGGCCAUGGGACCCCUCGGUGGACACCCCACCCCACCUCCACACUCGGGUCAGGCAAUGCUGAUGGGGUCUGGUCAGUCUAUGGGACACUUACCCCAAUACAGCCAGCAGUUGCAGAUGUCCCAGCAUGCAGGCCAGGGAGGUCUAGGUCAAGGCCAGGGAGGUCUAGGACCGGGCCAGGGGGGUCUAGGACCAGGCCAGGGGGGUCUAGGACCGGGCCAGGGACAGUACCAGACUUACCAGACCAGCAUGCACCCCUCCGUACAGGGACCAAUGGCUGCAGCAGGAAUGCAGCCCCUGCCUAUGGGUAUGGGCCCCAGACAGCAGCCCCCGCCCUCCUAUCCUCAGGGGCCUCUAGCCUACCUCGAGCAGACCACUUCCAACAUCGGUCUGCCAGACAGAAGAUAGCCUGCUGUUGAUAGGAACAAGCAAGAAAUAGUAGAAGUUAUGGUUUUAAGUCAGCGGACGCAUUCGUGAAAGACAGUGCCCAGAUGAUGCAAUACCUGUAUGUGACGUAUUUAUGGGAGAUUUGCUUGUUUUAUCUUGUAGAGACAUGUGCUGAAGAGACCCAUAAGAGACAAAAGGGAGACAAUGCAUGGAUGUGUUCAAUGGAGAAAAUUCAAUACAUGUUCAUGGGAGAUAAUCCCUGGAUGUGUGAAAGGGAGAAACUGUUGCCUUAGUCAGGGGGACAGUGCUUUAAAGAUUUCAGGAUACAACAAUAUUAGUGUUUAUUUAUGAGAGCAUGCAGAUUUAAUAAGGCUUAUUAAAUUCUUAAAUGCUAUCAACUAGGUUUAGAUCUAUACCACUAUUUCCUGCCCUGCUAGUCAAAUGAGCAGAGCUAUAAUGCGCCCGUUAUGUAGAAUUUUUAUUACAAUCACUAUGUAACCUCCCCAUAACCACCAGUUGAAUAGAUGAACCCAGCCCACUUAAAUCGUAUUAGGCCGGCGCGCUCGGGUUAACGUAUACCCUUGGCAGACAAAACAGUAGGGUCAUUCAUCAAACACUAGUAGUUGGUUGAAAUAUCAACAAACUUCAUUGUUACUGAAUAUUGUAUUGGUAUUCAUAUAAAACAAGUUUUAUAAACAUGGAAAUUCAAUUUUAUUAUGCAUAUGAUUAUUAUGUUCCAAUUGACAAUAUGGAUUAUGCUUGUAAGAUCCAUGUUCAAUGCAGUAUGCAUACAAAAAUUGCUUUGUAUAAAUUUGUACUGAAAAUAUUGUCAACGGCAAUAAAAUAAUAAAAUCAGAAUAAAACA